GUAAAUUCUGACAUAUAAUAUGGGAACAUGAAUAAUGUCUGAAUUUCUAUGUUAUUUCUAUGUUCGGUGUCACCUAAAUUUAUCAUUGCAGUUAUGGGGAAGAAAUGCGAAGGCUGUAAAAUUGCGGAGAAUUAUAAUUAUUGGUCUGAACUUCCUGCAACAAAACACCAAUUCUUCAAGGUCAUGUAUGGCGAUUUUGAGCACCAAAUGAAUAUUCCUCAGAAGUUCAUGGAGUGUUUCAAGGAGAAACUCUCCCCGUGGUGUACACUUAUAGCGCCAAGUAAACACAAAUGGAAAAUCAGACUCUCGAGUACAUAUGAUGAAAGGCCAUUGGUGUUUACAGAUGGAUGGAAACAGUUUGUUCGUGACAAUGGAGUGGAAACAAAUGACUUCUUAGUGUUCCGUUUUGUUGGAGACUCCUCGUUUGAGGUGUCAGUGUUUGACAAGAGUGGUUGCGAGAAAGAGGGUUGUCACUUUUCCAUUAAUUCCAAUUCAAUCUCAAGAAGAUUCUCUUGUACAAGUAAUCUCCACAUCAACCAUGGUAGUGUGGCUAAAGAAGAAAUUGAGAUUUGUGACUCAUCAUCAGAGGAUUAUUCUUUGUGGAAGGAAGACGAAGAAGAGACUGAGGAUGUAAGUCAUGUAAUAACGGAAGAAAAGAGGGAGAGAAGAGGAAGCUCAAGUGAAGGAAAAUUUCCUCAAAGCCAAAAGUACUUCAUAUCGAAUAGGCGGGAUCUUAAACCUGGAGAAAAGAAAAGGGCUUCCAAGAUGGCAGAGUGUUAUAGGCGCAGCAUGAAGGAUAAUAAGAGAGUGUUUCCUGUGUUUCAGAUAGCCAAAAGUACUUCAUAUCGAAUUUAUGUUUUUUUUUUGGUAUUUUUGGUGUUUGAGAAUUGGGACUUUAUACUUUUAUAGACUUUAUGUAGUUU
This is a messenger RNA of Chenopodium quinoa (quinoa), 923 nucleotides long. Its product is annotated as putative B3 domain-containing protein Os03g0621600. The record is from RefSeq and is a predicted model, not a curated record. Gene Ontology annotation, molecular function: DNA binding. The transcript has 3 exons. Lineage: Eukaryota; Viridiplantae; Streptophyta; Magnoliopsida; Caryophyllales; Amaranthaceae. The coding region runs from base 49 to 909 and encodes 286 amino acids.